AUGGGCCGUUUCCAGUCGCAUAGAAAGACUCACGGUCAUGGCGCCCGCCACGGCUCAAGUGCUAAGGAGGAGACACAUCUACCGAGGGCGCAGUUCAUAUGA
This is a messenger RNA of Plenodomus lingam JN3, 102 nucleotides long. The record is from RefSeq and is a predicted model, not a curated record. Lineage: Eukaryota; Fungi; Ascomycota; Dothideomycetes; Pleosporales; Leptosphaeriaceae.